Prionailurus viverrinus (fishing cat) is the source of this 3693-nucleotide messenger RNA. It is a transcript of the gene STK11IP, whose product is annotated as serine/threonine kinase 11 interacting protein. The record is from RefSeq and is a predicted model, not a curated record. Lineage: Eukaryota; Metazoa; Chordata; Mammalia; Carnivora; Felidae. Gene Ontology annotation, biological process: intracellular protein localization. The transcript is spliced from 25 exons. Gene Ontology annotation, cellular component: cytoplasm. Gene Ontology annotation, molecular function: protein binding. The coding region runs from base 216 to 3434 and encodes 1072 amino acids.
GCUCCAUCUCGCGAACCUUGAGAUCAUGACUUGAGCAGACGUCGAGCCCCAGGCUUAACCAACUGAGACGCCCAGGCGCCGGGAGGUCCUCUUUUGACCGGGAGCAAGGUGAAAGCUCUAAUGGGAACUUGGAACCAGGAAAAUUUGGCAGUCUUGACAAAAUUGGUUACUAAUUGAAAGACCUUUGCAGGCUCCGCCCCCAGCGUCCCGUGGCCAUGACGACCGCCCAGCGGGACGCCCUGGUGUGGAAGCUCGCCGGGCUGCUGCGGGAGUCUGGUGAUGUGGUCCUGUCUGGCCGUAGCACUCUGAGCCUGUUGACUGGCACCCUGCAGCAGCUGAGCCACGUAUUUGAGCUGCACCUGGGACCAUGGGGCCCUGGCCAGACAGGCUUUGUGGCUCUGCCCUCUCAUCCCGCCGACUCCCCUGUCAUCCUCCAGCUUCAGUUCCUCUUCGAUGUGCUGCAGAAAACUCUUUCACUCAAGCUGGUACAUGUCCCUGGUUCUGGCCUCCCAGGGCCCAUCAAGAUUUUUCCCUUCAAGUCCCUUCGGCAUCUGGAGCUCCGAGGUGUCCCCAUCCAUUGCCUUUGUGGCCUCUGUGGCAUCUACUCCCAGCUAGAGACCCUGAUUUGCAGCAGGAGCAUCCAGGCAUUAGAGGAGCUCCUCUCAGCCUGCGGUGGUGACCUCUGCUCUGCCCUGCCUUGGCUGGCUCUACUCUCUGCCAACUUCAGCUACAACGCACUGACUUCUUUAGACAGCUCCCUGCGUCUCUUGUCAGCUCUGCGCUUCCUGAAUCUGAGCCACAAUCAAGUGCAGGACUGUGAGGGCUUCCUGAUGGACUUGUCUGAGCUCUGCCAUCUGGACAUCUCCUAUAACCACCUGCAUAUGGUGCCAAGAAUAGGACCCUCAGGGGCCGCUCUGGGGACCCUGAUACUGCGAGGCAAUGAGCUCCGGAGCCUGCAGGGCCUGGAGCGGCUGAGGAACCUGCGGCACCUGGAUGUGGCGUACAACCUGCUAGAAGGACACAGGGAGCUGUCCCCGUUGUGGCUACUGGCUGAGCUCCGCAAGCUCUACCUGGAGGGGAACCCUUUGUGGUUCCACCCUGCGCAUCGGGCGGUCACUGCCCAGUACUUGUCACCCCGUGUCAGGGAUGCUGCAGCAGGCUUCCUUCUCGACGGGAAAGUCUUGUCACUGACUGACUUUCAGCUCUCCACAUCCUCCAGCUCCAUGGCUCCACCUGUGCUCUGGCCAGCAGGGAGUACUGUUGAAACCUCAGGUGGCCCUGACUUGAGCGACAGCAUCUCCUCUGGGGGCGUUGUGGCCCAGCCCCCACAUCGUAAGGUUAAGAGCCGAGUCCGUGUGAGGCGAGCAAGUAUCUCGGAACCCAGUGAUACAGACCCAGAGCCCCGUACUCUGGACCCCUCCCCGGCUGGGCAGUUUGUGCAGCAGCAUCGGGAACUUGAACUCAUGAACAGCUUCCGGGAACGGUUUGGCUGUGACUGGCUACAGUAUAGGAAUCACCUGGAGACCUCUGGGACCCCGGUUCUGGCUGCCUCCCAGACCCCUGCCCUCAGCACUCUGUGCCCAGACACCCUGAGCCCAGGGUCUGUGCCUGGGCCUCCCUGCCCAGAGAAGGAGUCACCGCAGGAAAUGGCAGAGGAGGUCAGGCUACGGCCGGAGCCCCGGGAAGAAGAGGUGGUGGAGGAGCUGGUGAAGGAGGAAGAAGGAAAGGAGGAAGAAGAGGAGGAGGAGCAGGAGCGGAAUGAAGUGGAGGCGGAACUGUGUCGCCCCAUGUUGGUGUGUCCCCUGGAGGGGCCUGAGGGCGUGCGGGGCAGGGAAUGCUUUCUCCGGGUCACUUCUGGCCACCUGUUUGAGGUGGAACUCCAAGCGGCCCGGACCCUGGCACGGCUGGAGCUCCAGAGUCUAGAGGCGGCUGAGGUGGAGCCCGAGCCUCGGACCGGCAGAGAAGCGGUGCUCGAGGGCUCAGAUCCGCUCCCCAGGGCCCCUGUCCUUGUUCUGCGUUUCUCCUAUAUUUGCCCUGACCGGCAGCUGCGUCGAUAUGUGGUGCUGGAGCCCGAUGCCCAUGCAGCUAUCCAGGAGCUGCUUGCCGUGUUGACCCAAGCAGCCACCACGGCUCAGUGUCAGCUUGGGGAAGCAAGAGACCCGCUGAGGGGCAGACUCCAGUGUCUACGUUGUGGCCAUGAGUUCAAGCCAGAGGAGCCCAGGUUGGGAUUAGACAGUGAGGAAGGCUGGAGGCCUCUGUUCCAAGAGACAGAAUCUCCUGCUGUAUGUCCAAACUGUGGUAGCGAUCAUGUGGUUCUCCUGGCUCUGUCCCUGGGAACCACCAACAGGGAGCAUAGGGAGGGAGAGCAAUCGCCAGCUCCCUUGCAGUCCACCAGCACUGUCUGUGACCCUUCUGACCACAGUGACCACCGCGACAGGGCCGACCCGGCCCCAUCUCAGGCACCAGGCUCCCUAGAUCACCACAGUUGGAGCCUCAGUCCCCCCCCUGAGCGCCACGGCCUCCGCUCCGUGGACCACCGACUCCGGCUCUUCCUGGAUGUUGAGGUGUUCACCGAUGCCCAGGAGGAGUUCCAGUGCUGCACCAAGGUGCCCGUCGUGUUGGCAGGCCACCCUGGGGAGUUUGUGUGUCUUGUGGUGGUGUCUGACCACAGGCUUUACAUGUUAAAAGUGACAGGGGAGAUAAGCGGGCCUCCGGCUAGCUGGCUACAGCCAACCCUGGCCGUCCCCCUGCACGACCUGAGUGGCCUCGAACUGGGGCUGGCAGGACAGAGUCUGCGGCUGGAGUGGGCUGCCGGGACAGGCAGCUGUGUCCUGCUGCCCCGAGAUGCCAGACAUUGCCGGGCUUUCCUAGACGAGCUCACCGAUGUCUUGCAGGCUCUGCCUCCUGCCUGGAGGAGCAGUGUCAGUGCCACAGAGGAGGAGGUAACCCCGGAGCACCGCCUCUGGCCUUUGCUGGAGAGGGGCUCUUCCUCGGAGCCUCCCCUGUUCUUCUACCUUCGGGUGUUCCUGGUCGAAGGUCCUGCAACCUGCCCUGUGUCCCUGUUGAUGACUCUGUCCACCCUGUACCUGUUAGAGGAGGACGUGGCAGGGUCCCAGGCAGAGCCUCCUCUUCCAGCACCAUCUGGUGAAGCUUCUGAGAAGUCCCUGCCCUUGGGGCUGGGCCCUUCUGUGCAUGUCAGGGAGCAGUGGCCACUCAGCAGCCUGAGCUCGGUGCUGCUGUAUCGCACGGCCCCGGGGGACCUGCGACUGGUCUUCUAUGACGAGGUGUCCCGGCUGGAGAGUUUUUGGGCACUUCGGGUUGUGUGUCCUGAGCAGCUGACGGCCCUGUUGGCCUGGAUCCGGGAGCCCUGGGAGGAGUUGUUUUCCAUCGGACUCCGGACUGUGACCCAGGAGGCUCUAGAUCUUGACCGGUGAGGCUUCCUUGCCGACCCCGCUUUGGCCUUAGGAGCCACGGCUGCAGACUGUCUCUCCAGACUCUGGCUGUGGACUUCUCCAGCCUUUGGACGCUCAGUGAGGCCCCAGAAUGACCCAGGAAAGGGUCAUCUCACCCAAGGGAAGGGUGAGAGAAGUUGCCUGGCCUGGUCUGGCCCAAGGGGUCAAGCUAAGUGGUCAGUAGGAACGUGUCUCCUGCACAGUGUCUCAGGUAUCAAUAAAUUGUUUCCAUUCCAGAGGC